This is a messenger RNA of Schistocerca gregaria, 904 nucleotides long. RefSeq names its product cuticle protein 7-like. Gene Ontology annotation, cellular component: extracellular matrix. Lineage: Eukaryota; Metazoa; Arthropoda; Insecta; Orthoptera; Acrididae. Bases 73 to 528 code for a protein of 151 amino acids. The transcript has 4 exons. The record is from RefSeq and is a predicted model, not a curated record.
GGGCACCGAUCGACAAUACUGGCACCAGUUACACCUUAAGUGUGCGCCGAGUACCUGAACUCACAAGCAGACAUGAUCCGUGGGCAGAUACUGGCAGCACUGUUGCUGUUGGGGAUUGCUGCAAAGUGCCAGCAGGCGCUGUGCGGCCACGCCCACUCCUACGCCCACCAGACGGGUCCCGUGGUGGGUCCCGCCCACCCAGUCACCGUGGGACACGCCGGCUAUGGGGGAUACGGACACGGACACGGAGGACACAGUGUGGACUACGUGGCGUACCCGAAGUACGAGUUCGAGUACGGGGUGUCUGACGGGCACACAGGGGACCACCACUCCCAGAAGGAGCACCGCGACGGAGACGUGGUGACGGGCGAGUACUCGCUCAAGGAAGCGGACGGCAGCGUGCGCACCGUCAAGUACCACGCAGACAAGUCCGGCUUCCACCCCGUCGUGCACCACUCGCAUCACGGCUACGGCGCUGGAUUGGGCGCCGGCGCUGUUGGUUACGGACACGGUCACAGCUACUACUGAAGGCACGUCGCACCAUCCGUUCCGAAACGUCCAAGUUCGGAAUGCUGCGUACCUCUAGGCUCUCUAAUUUUCUUCACAGAACCAUUUUCAUAUUUAUUCCUAUUUAACCAUGAGGAUAGCUGCUUAUCUUGUAGCUCCAUCUUCAUCCUGUUGUUAUAAACAGCAGUCGCUGAUAUAGUGUACAAAAAUAACUUUAUUUUUGUUGUUAAACACAGUAAAAUAAUGUUUCUGCCUUUGUAUUAAUUUAUACAACAGUGCUAGUCUGAAUAACUACUGAAGUUGUAUGUAUAUAUUUUCUGUCGAUUUUUAUACAUUUUGUAUGAUUUAUUAAUAUAUGUUGGACAAGAAAUAAAAUAUCUAUAUGAAUAACAACAAA